AUGUUCUCCAGCAUCAUCAAGCUAGAAAAUGAAGUUCGUGUUACAUACCAGUUCUUUCAUUGGAAAAAAGUAACCCCGUUUGCCGAUGAUCAGGGCAUCUACAAUAGGUUGACUUGGUGGGAACAGAUUGACAACAGCAAGCAACUCACUCGGAACAGAAAGUUUCUCACCGUUGUUCCCGUUGUGCUACUCGUUGGGCCUGCAUGGGCUAUUCUACUGGACAAAACUAUGAAGGAUGACGUAGUGAAGAUUAAGCGAAUAGGUGAUAGAAUUAUUAUGCUCAAAUCGGUACUAGGAAAUAAGUUCAUCUAUGUAAUUAGUGCUUAUGCUCCACAAAUAGGAUUGGAUGCGGAAACUAAAGUCAAGUUCUGGAAAAACAUGGAUGACUUAGUGUGUCGUAUAGGCAAUGAGGAUAACAUUUUCAUUGGAGGACAUUUCAAUGGGCAUGUUGGUAAAGAUAGGAAAAACUUUGAAAGGAUCCACGGUGGUUUUGGUUUUGGAGCUCGAAACGAAGAAGGGAAAUCUAUUUUGGAAUUUGCAAGGACUAAGAUAAACCACCUCCCACGAACUCGUUGGUGGCAUUUGAAGGGAAUAAAGCAAUUGACCUUUAAAGAGAAAUUGUUAGAGGAGGCUACUUUGUCAUAUAUAGGUGAUGCAAAUACUAUGUGGGAUGCCAUGGCCAGCUGCAUUAGAAAAGUGGCAAAGGAGGUACUAGGGGAAUCUAGAGGUAAAGGCCCCCUUAGGAAAGAAACCUGGUGGUGGAGUGAGGAAGUUCAAAAGGCUAUUAGGACCAAGAGGGAUUUAUAUAGAGAUUUAUCAAAGCGUAAAGAUGUUGAAACUUUUAAUAAGUACAAAGAAGCGAAGAAAGAAGCUAAGCGAGCAGUUGGUAAGGCUCGUUCUACUUACUUAGAUGAGGUAUAUAGGAAAUUUAGGACUAGAGAAGGAAAGAAGGAUAUACAUAAACUAGCUAAGAUAAGAGAAAGGACGUGUCAGGACCUAAAUCAAGUGAGGUCACAAGGAGAACCUAAUGUGAUGUAUGCAAGAGCAAUCAAAGUCUCAGAAAUUAAAACUGCACUACAAAAGAUGAAAAAUGGGAAGGCAUGUGGGCCAGAUGAUAUUCCAAUAGAGGUUUGGAUGGUGUUAGGAGAUGCUGGAAUUGUGUGGCUCACUAAGCUUUUUAAUGAGAUACUAAAGAAGAAGCAUAUGCCUAAUGAGAGAGUUAUCGAAAGGAGAUUAAGGGCCACAACUACCAUCUCAGGUAACCAAUUUGGCUUCAUGCCAGGUAAAUCAACCACGAAAGCUAUUUUUCUUCUUAGGAUGCUAAUAGAAAGGUACAGAGAAGCCAAGACGGACCUACAUAUGGUCUUUAUGGAUUUAGAAAAGGCAUAUGAUAGGGUGCCGAGAGAAGUUUUAUGGUGGGUGCUAGAAAUGAGAGGAGUGCAUGUGAGGUAUAUUAAGGUAAUUAAGGACAUGUACGAUGGGGUGGUCACGAGUGUGAGAACCGCUGGAGGCUACACGGCAGAGUUCCCCAUUCUGAUCGGCCUUCAUCAAGGAUCUACUCUUAGACCUUAUCUUUUCACCGUCGUAAUGGAUGAGCUGAUAAGAGAAAUCCAAGAUAGAAUUUGGAGCGGAGUUCCAAAGCACGUUGCCGUUGAGAAGCAAUACUUGUACACCUAA
This is a messenger RNA of Morus notabilis, 1677 nucleotides long. RefSeq lists its product as uncharacterized. Bases 1 to 1677 code for a protein of 558 amino acids. NCBI's taxonomy places the organism in Eukaryota, Viridiplantae, Streptophyta, Magnoliopsida, Rosales, Moraceae. The record is from RefSeq and is a predicted model, not a curated record. Gene Ontology annotation, cellular component: endoplasmic reticulum membrane. The transcript has 7 exons.